Anopheles coustani is the source of this 3753-nucleotide messenger RNA. RefSeq lists its product as uncharacterized. Bases 1 to 3753 code for a protein of 1250 amino acids. NCBI's taxonomy places the organism in Eukaryota, Metazoa, Arthropoda, Insecta, Diptera, Culicidae. The transcript is spliced from 2 exons. The record is from RefSeq and is a predicted model, not a curated record.
AUGUCGACCGCGACCAAGAUGUCACGACGACCGAGCAAGUAUUUUGUGGACAAUAAGAAUGGGAAUUGUCGGUUGUGCGACAAACCCGAUCCGAGCGAUUCGCACAUGGUCCAGUGUGACGAGUGCGAUCGAUGGUUCCAUUUGACUUGCGCGAAGCUAACAAAGUUGCCAACAGCAGAAGAAGAAUUUAUGUGCAUCAAGUGCAGCGCCGACCGAGCCAAAGCGCAAGAUGAAGCAGGACCAUCGGGAGGAGAAAAAGGCGAUAGAAAGGAGAAGAAAGCUAAAACCGCCGAACCGGAAGUUACCACCAUAGCCGAGCUGGUAGCAGCAUUGACCGUUGGUAACAAGGUCAACACAAAUCACUUACUUCGAAUGUCGCUUAACGACCUACCCUACUUCGAUGGCAAUCCGAGAGAUUGGCCUGCAUUCGACAAAGCCUUCAGGGAAACCACAGAGGCAGCUAAUUUCAACGACUUAGAAAAUAUGAAUCGACUGCAGAGAUGCCUGAAAGGCGACGCCCUGAGGAACGUCAAGGCACUUUUCUUCGAUCCCGAGAAUGUCGACAUUAUAAUCGAACGCUUAAGAACUCUUUUUGGUAGAUCAGAGCAAGUAUACCAAGAACUCUUAAGAGAGGUUCAAAGGAAGGCGGAUCCAAACCGGAUACCAGAUUUAAGCAUCGCACUGGAGAAUUUAGUGGCGAACAUAAAAACGCUGAACAAACCUUCCUACCUUAGCGACCACCGACUCAUCAACGAACUUGCCAGCAAAUUGCCACAAGACAAGCAGCUGAAGUGGCUUAGAAUAACGGAUGAAUUGGAAGAACAAAGAGAGAUGCCGACAUUAGAACACUUCAGCACCUGGCUAGCGAACAUCGCGAGUGAACUUCGUCGCCUACCCAAAGCGAUCGACCGAAAACCAUUGCAUCUACACGACACUACGAAGCCAGCAAAGAAUGUAAGUCCAAAACACGAACGUAACAUCAAACCGAAAAAAGAGCGCAAGGCAUGCCCGAACUGCAAAGGCAGUCACAAUAUUCUGAAUUGUGACCAAUUCAAAAGCAAGACGCCUGCAGAAAGAUACGAAGCCAUAAAGAAAGAGAAACUCUGCUCGGGCUGCCUUCGAUCCAACGGCCACGAAGAAAAAACCUGCUGGUUUGCGAGGGAAUGCGGCAUCAACGGGUGCAAGGAGAGGCAUCAUCGCUUGGUACACGUCUCGACCGAAGGGCUAAUAAACUGUCACCAUACCGGGUCGAAGGUCUACUACCAAAUCAUUCCUGUGGAACUACGAAACGACGACAAGAAGAUAAAGACUUAUGCCUUCCUAGACACAGGUGCCUCCUCUACCCUCAUCGACGCUGCGACUGCAAAUCAACUGAACCUAAAGGGUGCAGUCGACCCCAUUACCCUUACGUGGACGCAAAAUCUAUCCGUGCAAGAUGAUACCAGCCAACGCGUCCAAUGUAAGAUAAAGGGGCAAGCAAGUCAAAAAGAGUACUCACUUCAAGGUGCCAGAACAGUCAAAAAUUUAAAACUACCCACUCAAACAAUCGAUAGUGCUUAUUUGCUGGAGAAGUACCCACACCUCCAGGGAAUAAAACUUAUGACGUUCCACAACGCUCGCCCAACCGUACUGAUCGGUUUGAAUAAUGCACACCUCAUGGCUCCAAUAAACCAACGCUACAGCAGCAACGACACUCCAAGGGCGAUGGAAACCAAACUCGGCUGGACAGUAUUUGGCCAAGAAGUACUGCACAACGAAUCAGUCGAGCACAUCAUGAUCCACAGGGAAGAAGAGAACAUGAAUAAGUUGAUCAAAAGCUACUUUUCCAUCGAAAACUUCGGAGUAAAGAUAACGAAGCCACUGCUGACCCGCGAACAGACUAGAGUAAACAACAUAGUUCAGGAAACCCUCAAGAAAAAAGAAGACCGGUACGAGAUAGGACUACUAUGGCGAAAGGAUAACGUAGUGCUACCUCCAAGCUACAAGAAUGCAUUCAACCGAUUGCAAUUCCUCGAACGACAGCUGAGCAAAGAAAAAGGUCUUCAGGAAUGGGCGAAGACAACAUUCAGCGAGUACCAAAAGAAAGGGUACCUAAGAAAGCUGUCGCCUGAGGAAGCAUUAACAAAAACUCCUACUACGUUCUACCUUCCGCACUUCAUCGUAGUAAACAAAAACAAACCUAUCCCGAAACCAAGACUAGUGUUCGACGCGGCUGCAACGGUCAACGGCAUAUCACUUAACUCAGAGCUGAUGUCAGGUCCGGAUAUUAACGCACCGCUAUUUGGAGUGCUCCUAAGAUUUCGAGAGGGUGGAAUAUGCGUCACCGGCGAUAUAAAAGAGAUGUUCCACCAAGUACAAAUUCGCAAAGAAGAUCAAGAAGCUCAACGAAUUCUAUGGAGAGACUGCGAAAACCGAGAACCUGACACAUACGUUAUGCAAGUAAUGACCUUCGGAGCAACGUGCUCGCCAGCGUGUGCCCAAAUAGUAAAAAACCAUAACGCAGAGCAGCACAAACAAACACACCCGAAGGCACUGAACGCAAUCACACGACAACAUUACGUGGACGAUUAUCUUGAUAGCUUCAUGAGCAUUGAGGAAGCUAUCGAUACCGUCAAUCAAGUCAUCAACGUUCAUGCAAAGGGAGGAUUCGAAAUACGGAACUUCAAAUCCAACUCAAAAGAGCUGCUCCAAACGAUCCCCGACGAUAGAAAAAGUUCGACCAGCACAGUAGUGACAUUGGAGGAAAAGGAAAGUAACGUAGAAAAGGUCCUCGGCAUUUACUGGAACACCGAUACGGACCAGAUCGGCUUCCAAGUAAACUUCAAUGGUUGGGAUCACGCGCGCACACCAACAAAACGACAAGCCUUGAGCUACGUUAUGAGGGUUUACGAUCCGUUAGGCCUCAUUAGCCAUAUCACUAUACAUGGAAGACUUCUCACCAGAUCAAUAAACCAAGCCAUGAAGGACUGGGACAUUCCAAUACCGGAGGCCCUCCAACCUCAAUGGCAUGAAUGGAGAGAAAUGGCGCUAAAGGCUAAGGUGAUCAACAUACCUCGUCCAGUAAUGCAACACCCAACAAAGACUGUGGAGCUUCACACCUUCGUCGACGCAUCAGAAGAAGCGUUCGCAGCCUGCGUAUACGUCAGAACCAGAUGUGAAGGUGAAAACGUCGUGAGAUUUCUCGUCGGUAAAGCCCUUGUAGCACCUACACCGAUCAUCUCCAUACCACGCUUAGAAUUGCAAGCAGCAGUUCUGGGGGCUCGCCUGACCGACGCAGUCAAAAAAGAACUUCGUCUGAACGUAGAAAAAACGACCUACUGGAGCGACUCACAAACCGUACUAUCAUGGAUAAACAGCGUGAAUCGAAAAUAUCACCAGUUCGUCGCGAUCAGGAUAAGCGAAAUCCUGGACUCCUCAACUAUGAGCGAAUGGAGAUGGGUACCUACAAAACAAAAUCCAGCCGAUAUAGCCACAAAGAAAGUCGCUGACGACACUCCCUGGCUCAAGGGUCCAACAUUCCUGCAGCAAGACGAGACAACGUGGCCAGUAAGCCGAGCUACGUACUCAACUAAGGAGGAAGAACGAGUCUUCGCGUUCCAUCAAGAAGCCGUCAGCAUCAUAGACGAGGACCGAUAUUCCUACUGGGACAAGCUGGUGAAACAUCUCACCUAUCUAAAGAAGUUCGUCAAUUAUCUACAGAACAAAGACGGCUUCAAAUCUGAAAUCAAUCUACGGGACGUAGAGCAAGGAUAA